Messenger RNA from Durusdinium trenchii, 2102 nucleotides. Lineage: Eukaryota; Dinophyceae; Suessiales; Symbiodiniaceae. The record is from the annotation of a GenBank genome assembly.
GUGAUUUGAGGGCAGACCUGCCUUUUGCCUCCCGUGGUCGGUUGCCAUGCAAGGCAACAAUGCCAACAAUCCGCGCAUGGCUAUGGGUAACAUGUCUGGAAUGAUGCCCAUGGGCGUGGGCAUGCCCAUGAUGCCAAUGGGCAUGCCAAUGGGCAUGCCAAUGGGGAUGCCCAUGAUGAAUCCCAUGAUGGCAAUGCCUAUGAUGAACCCAAUGAUGGGCAUGGGCAUGAAUUCCAAUAUGGGGGCAAAUGCCAACAUGAGCGCAACCCCAACGACGGGCACGAGCCCGACUAUGGGUGGGUCUCAGCAGGUGCAAGGAAGCCCCAAGGUGCCCUCAUCCGCUGCUGGCGGGGUUUCUCCUGGUCCUAUCAAGCCCAUGGCGGAGGCUCAGCACAGUGCUGAGCCGAGCAAAGUGGGAUCAGGCAUGUCAGGCAUGUCAGGCAUGCUGCAGCGUGAGCGGAGCCGCAGUAGAGAUGUUGACCGGGAUGCAGGGGGAGGUCCUAGCCAACAGCCUGAGGAGGAGCAUAAAGAGCCACCAAAAGAGAAGUUAUGUCCUCCCUGCCAUUUGCACAAUGUAAAGAAGCCCAAUGCCAAGUGCAAGUUCUGCCAGAAGUGGCUAGCAAGUCAGAAGGCACAAGAGAAAGAGGAGAAAGAAGGAGAGCCAAAAGAUGAGAAGGCAAAAAUAAGUCAAGCACAGCAGGCACAGCUGGAUGAUGAAGAGGACUAUUCCCGUCGCACAUUCAAGUGCAGCACCUUGUUGAAGGAUCAGAUUUUCGGUUCCAGCUACUUCAAAAGCUUGUUAGAAGUUAGCGAUCUCGAACCUCUCGCGGAAGAGAUUGCCAAGUAUGCUGACACGCUUGAUGUUUACAAUUCCGGGAACAAUGUCCAUCCGUCCUGCUUCAUCUGCCAGGUGUACAGGCUCUUCACCUUGCCCCAAUCGGAGGACUUGGAUGGGCUUCUUGCAGUUCUUGAUGCUAACCCAUCUGCCAAAGUCCGUUGUGCAGGGGUUUUGUAUGUCCGCUUUGUGGUGCCCCCACACAAGCUCUUGGAGAGGCUUGAGGAGAUGCUUUUUGACGAGCAAGAGCUCAAGUAUCUUGAUGGUGACAAGCAGGUCACCACAACAAUCCAAGAAUAUGUUGAGAACCUUCUGAUCAGAGACAAGUACUACAAUACACCUUUGCCCAGAAUACCAGUGAAGGUUCGACAACAUCUUGAAAAAGAGUUGGCGCCACUAUCUCAAUUUCGCAAGCGGAUGGCUGCGAUGCAGAAAGCGCUACCCAAAAAGGUCGCUGGAAUGCCUGUUGAGGUGUAUAUCGAUGGGAGCUGGCACCCGGGCCACAUCAAGACUUUCAUAGGACACCGCAGAAGAAGGGUAGGUGUGCAUCUAGAGAAUGGUGCUUUGAUCAGUUCUCAUUUAGGGAAAGUUAUACUUCGAGAUGGAGGCGAGAACAAGACUGACGAGAGGGAUGAGAAGGAUGAAAAGGAGAAAGGUGACGAGAAGGAGGGAGAUGAGAAGAAAGAGAAGGAUGAUAGGAAGGAGAAAAGAGAUUCUGAUCACAGACCGAGCAAUAGCAGAAGUCGAAGCCGCCGAAGCAGCCGCAGCAGGCAUCGCAGCAGGAGUCGCAGGCAUCGCUCUCGCUCACCUGAUUGGACCCGAUAUAAGGGUUCGAUUGCAGACCAAAGUGAGAUUGAACGAUUGCGGGAAAAGGCCCGUGAAGAGGCAGUGGUUGGCGUGGGCAAGGUCUACUCCAAAAGACCCACCACAGUUGAGGGUGAGAUGUGGCGUGGAAGUGGAGGAGAUGUUCGCGUCUCUAUGCUUGGCCCCCAACAUAGUAGUAGUACAGGUUCCAGACCCUUGACAGCGCAAGGUCAUUCUGAUCCUGAAGUGCGGACCAGGAUUUCGCUGGAAGAAGAGGCGGAACACAAACGGCGAAUGCGGGAGAUCUAUGAGAAGUAUGGCUCUGUGUCGAAAGCUACUUCUGGAAGCAGCGGUCAACGCUCAGAGAUCGAGCAGCCAGAUGUACUUCGCUUGGGCUGAGAGGGCAUAGGGAGCAUCCAAAAACAUUUGGCCAGUGGAAAAGCACGGUCCAUGCAGUGGACAG